Umbelopsis ramanniana AG is the source of this 2789-nucleotide messenger RNA. RefSeq lists its product as uncharacterized. The coding region runs from base 187 to 2568 and encodes 793 amino acids. Gene Ontology annotation, molecular function: endo-1,3(4)-beta-glucanase activity. The transcript is spliced from 7 exons. NCBI's taxonomy places the organism in Eukaryota, Fungi, Mucoromycota, Umbelopsidomycetes, Umbelopsidales, Umbelopsidaceae. The record is from RefSeq and is a predicted model, not a curated record.
GGUUGUCGUUCAAAGCAAUGCGUUACAACAUAGAGCUUAAUACUUCUGAUUGUAACCAACAGCUAAUAACGUUUAUUAACUUGGUUAUGUCAUGAAGUCAAUCAACUAUGAAUUGACAGGUCCUUUAUAAUCCUACGGCUUCAACAAUUUUUCCUUUGCAUUUAGCAAAACGUUCUGCUUGAAUACAUGAAGUCACAUUAUUUGCUGCUAUCAGCUGCAAUUUUUGUGGAAUUUUCGCUCUCAAAUGCUUCCUCACCAUCAAUCGACAUGAAUGCAAACCAUAAACGCUUUACAGUUGAUAGAUUUUGGAAAAGACUUGCUGAUAGGAGUCAGGCUCCAAAAGGCGAUGAUACAAAGCAUAUGACCAACAUCUUGAACAAGAUAUCCAGUGAAUCAGCUCCUGAUUCUUUUAAAAAGAUUGAACACCCAUACACCAGCCCUUAUGCAAAUGAAUCUUUCGAUGGCAUAAUACCGACCAACUCGUGGAUAAGUAAUCUAUUCUAUCCCAGCGUAAAUAAUAUUGCACCGACUACAUCAGAUCCAUACAUUUUGCGUAUGCUAGAUGAUUAUGGAGGAAAUCCGGGGCUAAGCAUACGGCAGCCUUCCAAGAAAAUUUAUGGGCAGUACGAAGCCCAAAACAAUGUUCCAAAAACUGACGAAGGAUUUUUCAUCAAUCCACAAAACGUCGACCUAAGAUUUACAGCCUCUGAGUGGGAUAAUAGUUCCUCCGUAGAACCAAGUCUAAUCAGCUGGGAUUUAUUUUCCGCAACCCUGAGGCUGCAAACUUCAGGGAAUGAUCAGCAAUACAUUGACUUCCCCAUCGUGAGAGGAAUGGCGUACGUCACUGCUAAUUAUGUCGAUUUGACACCACAAUUCUUCAGCCAAAAUGCUAUUAUUGAAAUAACAGCCGACAAAAAAGCCAACAACACAUAUCAAGGGCGCAAAUUCAAGCUCAAAUUUAAUGAUAAUCCAACAUCGUACUUUCUCAUUUACGCUCUAGGAGAUGAAGACCUUGUGCUAAAAAAAACUGACGAUCGCAAUUUGGUGGCCCACAAGACAUACAACGGAAUAAUCAGAAUAGCAAAAGUUCUAGACGACGAAGCAUUUGAAGAUCUUUUAGAUGACAGAGUGGAGGUCUGGCCAAUUGGAGCAAAACUAAGCGCCGAGUCGAACGGACAGCACUCUUCGUAUUCCAUAGAAUGGAAACUAGAAAACGAUGAUGGAAAAGGGGUUCUUCAGUAUGCAUAUCCUCAUCAUAUAGACACUAUGGAGCGUAAAGGUGUCAAGAUCACCAAAUUUCAGCUUGCUUCAUCUGCCAAAGGGCUCAUGACAGGUGUCAUUGGCAACAAGUGGUCUUUGACUGAAUCAGAGCUUAGUGAGGUAACUUGGCUACCAGAAAAUGCAGAACCGGAAAAGAGUACAAUCGAUGAUAUUAUAGACAUCGUAAAAAAAGAGAUCGGCGUUGACUAUGACAGUGAAACUCUUUUGGCAGACAAUUAUUUCUCGGGCAAAGCAUUGCAAAAAUUUGCACUCAUUUCUCUGAUGCUCAAUUCUCCCGAAACCAAAUUAAACAAGCCUGAGUUGGCCAAGAAAUCUCUUCAGAAACUCCAGUCAGCAUUUCUUCCUUACCUAAAUAACAAGCAGCGAGAUCCAUUUUUAUACGACACGUUGUACCGCGGUAUCGUGGCUCGGAGUGGACUGCCGGUAAAAGAAGGUGGUACUGGUGAUCCAAAUGCCGCCUUCGGCCACUCCUAUUAUAACGAUCAUCAUUACCAUCAAGGAUACUUCGUGGUAGCAGCUGCCAUUAUUCGCCACCUUGAUCCUGGCUGGAAUUCAAAAGAACUUACAAGAUGGACAGAAACUCUCAUUAGGGACGCUAAUAAUCCGUCAACCGACGAUAAAAAAUACCCUCUUUUCAGAACGUGGGAUUGGUUUGCGGGGCACAGUUGGGCAGGAGGUAUAAAGAUUAACGGCGCACUGGACGGUAGAGAUCAGGAAUCGGUUCCAGAGUCUAUCAACUUUCUCUGGGGAGUCAAACUAUGGGGUCUAGCCAACAAAAACGAAAACUUAGUAAAUUUAGCCAAUUUGCAACUGGCCCUGUCAAAGCGCACAGCAUACGACUACUUUUGGCUCAAAGAUGAUAACAAGAUUAUGCCCAGCGGUAUUGUCAAGAACAAGGUCGUAGGCAUAUAUUUCGAACAAAAAGCUGAUUAUACAACCUAUUUCGGACGUUACCUGGAGUACAUCCACGGCAUUCAGCAACUUCCUAUGACUCCAGAGCUGGGAGAAUACAUCAAAGAUCCCGAAUUUGUAAAGCAAGAAUGGGACCAAAAGCUUGAUCGAGUGCUGGAUAAGGUACAAGGAGGCUGGAAGGGAGUUCUAUUAGCAAAUUAUGCUAUAAUCAAUCCCACAGCAGCUUAUCCUCAACUACGGACAGCUACUAUGGAUGGAGGCCAGUCCAGGGCUUUCUCUAUGUACUUUGCUGCUACUAGGACAAACUUCAAAAAAAUAGGCACGAGUAGAUACGCGGGCAAUACUAGUCCCAAGGCAUCUAAAGAAGACAACUAAAUGCAAGGUACAUAAAUAUUGAAGACUAUACCACAACGACUCGGAAAACUUGAGAAGGCAACUUAAUAAAUCCAAAAUGGUUGAGAAUAUGUACAAAAGGGAUUAAGUCAUGACUACAUUUGUUUGUGGCAUUUCGAUGACAUUGAGCAGCAAUGACGCUACUGCAUACAUAUUAUCGCGAUAGCUCUUUAAUAAAAGUAUAGAGAAUUGAAAAAAGUUAA